Rhinopithecus roxellana (golden snub-nosed monkey) is the source of this 318-nucleotide messenger RNA. RefSeq lists its product as uncharacterized. The record is from RefSeq and is a predicted model, not a curated record. Lineage: Eukaryota; Metazoa; Chordata; Mammalia; Primates; Cercopithecidae.
AUGAGUGAGUGGAAGCAAAAGAGCUUCCCAAAGGGGACAUGGCAGGGCCCCAGGAACAGACUCCACCUCACCAUUCUUGAGAUGUUGCAGCUUCCAGAAGUCCACAGUGCUAAUUAGGCACCUGUGGGAUCUUGUUCACCUAACGGAGAAAUAGGUCUGAAGUGGUGGCCGGCCGUGAGAAUGAAGCCAGCUAUCUGCCAGGAUGCCUCAGCCACCAUCAAGACUUUUGUGUGCAGAGAAACAGGAUUUAAGAGGGGAGGGACUGAAAGGAUGUGGAAGCCACUGGGUUCAGUCAUCCAUUCAAUCCACAUGAUUUGA